AUGGCGGGCAACCACAAUACACCCUCGAUCACUCGCCAUAGCUCCGACACCAUGGAGGAGACAGUAGAAAGACCGUUGGCUACAAUCUGCAUCCCAGACCAGGUGGACGCAGAAAAGCCUGCUGCUGUUGACGACGGAGAAUCAAACAAGGAUCCGAAAGAGAAAAGGAAAAAAGAAGAGAGAGAGGGGAGCCUGAAAGAUUACUUUCGCAUCUUCACGUAUGCUAGUACGGCGGAUCGCAUACUUUAUUCUCUCGGGCUCACAGGUGCCGUCGUCGUUGGUGCUGCUCUCCCUUUGAUGACUCUUGUUUUCGGCAAAUCAACCGCAGAAUUCAAUCAACAAGCAACAGGCCAGGACAGCUCGACCUUUACUAGUACCAUUAACAGCUUGGUACUCUACUUCUUGUACAUAUUCGCCGCCCGUUUCGUUAUUGGGUAUCUGGGUACUCUUUGCAUCUGUAUCGCCGCAGCUAGGACGACAUGCGCCUUGCGAGAGGACUUUCUUGACAAGUUGCUCCGUCAAGACGUGGCGCAUUUCGACAAGGACGGCAGUGGAUCUGCCGCAACUCAAGUAACUACAAAUGGCAACAGGAUCAACCAAGGCAUAGCGGAAAAGCUGUAUACCUGCGUCCAAGGCAUCUCACUCUUUUUCUCUGGUUUCAUUGUAGCACUCGCCGUUCAAUGGAAGCUUGCUCUGAUAGUGAUGAGCAUAAUACCUGCCAUCUUCCUAGUCACCGGGGUAUGCAUAGGCCUGGAUGUGCCUAUCGAAGCUAGAGUGACGAAAAUUUACUCACAAGCUGGUACUCUGGCGCAAGAUGCAAUCAGUUCGAUCAGAACUAUUCACGCCUUCGGAGCUCACCAGAAGAUUGUUGACGGCUACGAGACUUACCUGCAGAAUGCGCACAAGGAAGGUAACAAGAAGUCCGUCAUUUAUGGUGUACUCUUUUCCGGUCAAACUUUUCUGGUUAUGUCAGGUACUUCGCUGGCCUUCUGGCAAGGUUUUCGCAUGUUCCAAAGUGGGGAGAUCGGUGAUGUGGGCAAAGUCUUCACCGUCGUCCUGAGUGUUGUGCUCGGUGCUACUGCAACAUUACUCAUCUUCCCGCAGCUUCAAGCUUUCACCAACGCUUCGUCAGCGGCAGGCGAGUUGUUCUUUAUCAUCGACAGUCCAUUGACGCUCGAUCCGCUCUCGACCGAAGGUAUGCAGCCAUCCAGCUGUAACGGGGAAAUCAUUGUCGACGAUCUAAAUUUUGCGUACCCUGCCCGAUCGAGCGCCCAAGUUCUGCGGGGUCUGAGCCUCUCGAUUCCAGCUGGAAAGACAACGGCCCUAGUUGGACCUAGUGGGUGCGGUAAAUCGACCCUGGUCGGUCUACUCGAACGAUGGUAUCAGCCCACUUCCGGUCGAAUCCUGCUUGAUGGUCGAGAUGUUUCUGAAUACAACACAAAGUGGUUGCGGUCGAACAUCCGCCUCAUUCAGCAAGAGCCGACCUUGUUCCAAGGCACGAUCUUCGAGAAUAUCGUCAAGGGCCUGAUAGGAGAUCAAAAAGAUCUACCAGCGGAAAAGCAGAUGGAACUCGUGCAGGAAGCGUGUAAAAACAGCAAUGCGCAUGACUUCAUCGAGACGCUACCACAAGGCUAUCAUACCCAAGUCGGAGAGCGAGCAAGCAUGUUGAGCGGUGGUCAACGACAGCGCAUUGCCAUCGCUCGCAGUAUCAUUUCGAACCCUAAGAUCUUGUUAUUUGACGAAGCGACCAGUGCCUUAGACCCUCGCGCUGAAAAGGUUGUGCAGAGCGCACUCAACCGCGUUUCGAUCAACAAGACCACGUUGGUUAUCGCUCAUAAACUUGCUACUGUGAUGGCGGCAGACAACAUUAUCGUCAUGAAAGAUGGUCAGAUCUACGAGCAGGGAACACACCAUGAACUCGUCGAGAGCGAUGGUCUCUAUGCGGCAAUGGUGCGCGCCCAAGAUCUUGGUACGAAGGUCAACGAUGAAGACGUUCAAAGAGAGUUGCUCGAAACAGAGGGUGUCGAAGACAGCCUACAUCGCAAAGCCACCUUGCAGCGAACGCAAUCACAGUACAACACGAUAGAGCUCGAGCGCGAAGUCGAGCAACUUGCAGCUGGAACUCUGGGUUACUCUCUCAUCAAGUGCAUUUGGAUCAUGCUGAAAGAGAACGUUGAUCUUUACUACUGGUAUGCCGCCACGAUUGUUGGGGGAAUCAUCGGCGGUGGUACCUACCCAGCACAAGCUAUCAUCUUCUCCCAUCUCGUUCGAGUGUUCACACUGCAAGGAUCUGAAGCACAAGAGCAAGCAAACUUCUGGGCGCUCAUGUUCUUCGUGCUGGCUCUCGCUAAUCUCUUCGCAUACUUCACCAUUGGUCUUGCAUGCAACAGCAUUGGACAGACUUUGACUCACCGAUAUCGCAGAGAGAUGAUCGAGCGCAUUGUCAGUUUCGAUCAGGACUUUUUUGAUCGCCCAGAGAACUCGUCUGGUGCAUUAACCUCAAAGCUAUCAUCUGCGCCUACAGCGCUGCAAGAAUUGAUGUCUGCGAAUCUAGGUCUCAUGUUCAACAUCUUGGUCAACAUCACUGCCAGCAGUGCGCUUGGAAUAGCUUAUGGCUGGAAGCUUGGACUCACACUGGUAUUCGGCGGACUGACCAUCAUUGUAGCUGCCGGCUACUAUCGCAUACGAAUCGACCAGAAGCUCGAGGCCGCUACAGAAGAACAAUUUUCCGGCAGUGCCGGCCUGGCAACAGAGGCUGUCACAUCCAUUCGAACGGUCAGCAUGCUAACUCUCGAAACCUCAAUCAUGCGCCAAUAUAGCGACACACUCCAGGCUAUCACAGGAAAAGUUAUUAAGAGCCUAGUCUUCGCGCUUAUCCCGUACGCGCUCUCCCAAUCAGCCGACUUUCUAGUCAUGGCUCUAGGCUUCUGGUACGGAUCGCGGCUGAUCGCGAGAGGCGAGUACGAUACAUCGCAGUUCUUCGUAAUCUUUAUUGCCAUUGUCUUUGGUGGGCAGGGUGUGGCGCAGUUCUUCAUGUACAGCACCUCCAUCACAAAGGCGAAAGGGGCCGCGAACUACAUCUUAUGGCUGCGGACUGUCAAGCCUAACAUCCGCGAAUCAGACGAGACCAAAGGCAAAGGGCCAUCAACGGACGGAGCCAUUGCCAUGGAAGGCGUUGAGUUCAGAUAUAAGCAGCGUAACGCGUCCAGGGUGUUGAGAGGUAUCUCCAUGAAGAUUAAGCCUGGCAUAUUUGCCGCCUUCGUUGGCCCCUCAGGCUGUGGCAAGAGUACGGUUGUUUCUCUGCUGCUCCGGUUUUACGACCCGAUAUCUGGACGCAUCACGUUAGAUGACCAGGACAUCUCGCUCAUGUCUCCCCAUCUUUAUCGCCGUUACAUGUCGCUCGUCCAACAGGAGCCACCACUCUACCUUGGCUCAGUGCGCGAGAACAUUGCCCUCGGUCUCGAGCAUGAGCCUUCUGAUGCAGAAAUCCAGGAAGCCUGUCGCCAAGCCAACGUUCUGGAGUUUGUUGCUUCGUUACCUGAAGGUCUCCAAACCCCUUGUGGAUCCAAGGGCUUGCAGUUCUCUGGCGGACAAAGGCAGCGCAUUGCGAUUGCUAGAGCGUUGAUUCGCCAGCCACAACUGUUGUUGUUGGACGAAGCAACGUCGGCUUUGGACACUCAGAGCGAAAGGGUCGUUCAGCAGGCGCUAGAUGAGGCUGCGAUGACGAGGACAACCAUUGCUGUUGCGCAUAGGCUAAGCACAAUUCGACAUGCAGACAUUAUCUUCGUCAUGGAAGAUGGCACGAUCGCUGAGAUGGGUACCCACGAGGAACUGCAAAGAUUGAGAGGCAGAUAUUUCGCCACGUGUUUGGCGCAGUCGCUUGACCAGGCAUGA
Molecule: messenger RNA, 3894 nt
Organism: Alternaria atra
Lineage: Eukaryota; Fungi; Ascomycota; Dothideomycetes; Pleosporales; Pleosporaceae
Exons: 5
Coding region: 1-3894 (1297 amino acids)
Biological process (GO): transmembrane transport
Cellular component (GO): membrane
Molecular function (GO): ATP binding; ABC-type transporter activity; ATP hydrolysis activity
Source: RefSeq, a predicted model, not a curated record